Molecule: messenger RNA, 831 nt
Organism: Didymodactylos carnosus
Lineage: Eukaryota; Metazoa; Rotifera; Eurotatoria; Philodinida; Philodinidae
Source: the annotation of a GenBank genome assembly
AUGUAUUCACCGUCAAGAUUUUUAUGUACUGAUGGUGGUUCAUUAUUAAAAAAGAUAAAUUUUCUUUUUAAUUUAAAUUCACGUUGUUUAUCAUUCAAUCCAUUUGCUCCAAAAAAUAUUGAGCAACCGAAAGAUUCUCAUUCAAAACUCUUAACUGAAAGUGAACAUGUAUUUGAAGUACAACAUCAUACUGUUAAACCAAGACACAUGACUGAUUAUGAAAAUGUUUAUAAUGAUUAUAUAUCAGAAAUAAUUCAAAAAUAUAAUGUACAAGGUUUAAUACAUACUGGAUCAUGGCGUGUACAUAUUGGAAAUGUUCAAAAUCAAUUUGUACAUAUUUGGAUGUUUAAGAAUUUUUCACAAUUUGAUGAAUUUGGAAGUGAUUUUCGAACAGAUGAUGAUAAAGUAAUAAAAUAUCGAGAAAAAAUGAACGAUUAUUUAGUUCAACGAGCAAAUCAAGUCUGUUUAUCGUUUAGUUAUUGGGGUAUACCGCAACCACGACCACUAGAGAGUGGAAGUCGACAAAAUAAUAUAUAUGAAAUGCGAAGUUAUUGGUUAAAACCUGGAACAUUAAUCGAAUGGGGAAAUAAUUGGGUUAAAGGUAUUAAAUAUCGACCAGAUGCAAAAGUAUUAGGUGUUUUCUCACAAAUUGGCGAAUUAUAUAAUGUUCAUCAUAUGUGGUGCUACAAAGAUUUUCACAAUAGAAAACUAACACGUUCUGCUGCUUGGGGGCGACCUGGUUGGGAUGAUAAUGUCGCUUACACAGUACCAUUAAUAAGAAAAAUGGAAUCAAAAAUACUUGUACCUUUGAAAAAUUCACCAAUGCAGUAA